AUGUUGCGAUCAUGUGAAAAAUUCGACUAUCCACUUGCUCUUCCUGGUCCUCAUCCGAUGGAAACAACUCCUAGUCUACAGCACUAAUCUAUUCAGGAGACUGUUGACGAGUUUGAGACGCCAAAAACCUCCAUGGAAAAAGGUGGCACUGUUUCUGCUGAGGCUACGAUAGAGGCAGCCAUGCAACGUAUGGGGCUUACUGAGAAGAAACCGCAUUCUGUCGACUGCAACGAUGAAGAAUGUGCACCUGGCUGCCCACAUAUGGAAAUGAUUAUGCUGAUGAUUGACACGGUGACAGUUCCGGAUUUCCUAGAGAACAUCGCAUACAGUGAUCCAGCUCUCUACACCAAACUUGCCAACAGCAUGUUCUCAUAA
Molecule: messenger RNA, 375 nt
Organism: Cylicostephanus goldi
Lineage: Eukaryota; Metazoa; Nematoda; Chromadorea; Rhabditida; Strongylidae
Source: the annotation of a GenBank genome assembly